Messenger RNA from Rotaria socialis, 723 nucleotides. The record is from the annotation of a GenBank genome assembly. NCBI's taxonomy places the organism in Eukaryota, Metazoa, Rotifera, Eurotatoria, Philodinida, Philodinidae.
AUGAAAACUUUAUUAGGUAUAUUGAUUGUAAUUGUGCUGGAGUGCGCUUCUCUUAGUGCUGCACCAAUAUCACCGCUUAGUGGUAAAUAUUUAGUCACGAAUCGAUGUCAAAGUGGUACCGUUUGCAUGGGAUAUUGCCUUUCACCAGCUAAUUGCAUUGGACGUGAUGUUGUUCAAGCGGUAUUAUUUCCACUGCCAUAUGCUCAUAAACCUAAUAUAUUAAUUACUGGAUUAAAUUAUAUAGAUAUCACGUAAGCAAGAUUGAAAUAGACCCUAUAGGGCAAAUAUGAGCUUAUAGAAUUAAAUUAAAGAUUGCGAAAAUUUCAAUCGACUAAAUUUCACUACUUAUAAUGAUUCAAUUGAUUCUUUCGCAUUCUUGUCACUCUGAUCCUCUGCUUUAGGGGCCAAGAUCGGGGUACACGCUUAAACAUUCUCAAGGAAGCCAUAACACCGUUUGGAUUCAAUGCUCGUUUCAUCUCAUGGCAUGCACUGUAAAAAAAAAGCGCAGAAUAAUCAACCCUUGCCCUUGAUUUUCCUUUUCAUAAACUCUUGAGGGGUUUAUGAGGAUGGAAUAUACCCUUGAAGGGUUCAUGAUCCAAAGGGUUUUUGAGCGUAAGGGUAUUUGAAGAGGCACAGGGUAUAUGGAGCUCUUUUAAAGGUUUUGUAUUUCAUAUUUUAAGGAAAGCAGUUCAUUAUUAAACGAUUAGGGGUAGAUUAAUAAAC